AUGGUGGGUGCAACUUUGUUUCACCGGAGAAAGCAUUCAUGGCCGCCUGAGGAAUUCAUAAACAGAAGUACUCUACAAUUACUCGAUUUCGAUAGUGCUGCUCCGCCACCACACGCAUGGUGGAGGAGAUUAAACUGCCAUGUGAAUAUCUUAAAAGAGUUCACUAUAACGUUUAGAGAAGCCAUUAAAAUGGUACGCUUGGGGAUACGAUUAUGGUCUUAUGUUAGAGAAGAGGCCUCACAUGGAAGGAAAGCACCUAUCGAUCAUUUCACUAGGGAGAACUGUAAACCAUCUGCAUCCCAAGGUGUUCCACUUGGAGGAAUGGGAAGUGGGAGCAUAUCUAGGGGCUUCAGGGGUGAGUUUAAGCAGUGGCAAAUUACUCCUGGAAUGUGCGAUCCAUCACCUAUGAUGUCUAAUCAGUUUUCUGUAAGUUUAUUCUGUGACCUUACUAGACUUGAGAUCAGUGCUUAUUGA
Molecule: messenger RNA, 474 nt
Organism: Thlaspi arvense
Lineage: Eukaryota; Viridiplantae; Streptophyta; Magnoliopsida; Brassicales; Brassicaceae
Source: the annotation of a GenBank genome assembly